CUGUGCAGUGUGGGCAUGUGGGUGGAGGUAGAAAGGAUACUGCCCUACUUACACCAUCAACUUAGUGCAGUCACGCAAAAAACUUCAUUUUAAAAGGAAAAACCACCUACUGCAAUUCCUUCUUGCAUUUUUCAAGUUGUCACCCUUGGAAACAGAAGAGGUCGAUCGUGAAGGGACAACUAGUGAGGGCAGCCCAUAUGUGCAGCACCGAUGAAGCCUUCAAAAAAGAAUGUGCCUUACUUAAAGACUUCUUCUUAAACAUAGGAUACCCGGUAGACUUGGUCAUUGAUUUGACUGUGGAAGUCUCCUCUAAACGCUUGGAGGGUUUUCUUACACCUCUUCUCUCCUCUAGAUCUCCCCCCUCGCCAAGUGGAAGACCAUUAGACACAUUGGAUCCAUUGCCUUUGGACCCAUCUUGUGGGCAGGAUACUAUUGUCGUGGACACCAAUAAGGACCCUGACUUCUCGGCCAGUUUUAUUACUGCCUUCAACACAAAUUCAAGGUAUAUUUGUUCCAUUAUGAGGAAGAACUGUUUUUUUAUCAUGAAUUCGGGGCUACACGAUAGGCUAGGUUUAUCUCCUAUCUUCACGUAUAGGAGGGGUAAUAACCUUAAAGAUAUUUUACAGAGAAAUACGAAAUGUGAUCACUUGACGAGAAUAAAGGGCACAUCUACUUGUGGGUGUUGCAAAUGGUGCAGAUACCUGCGAGUAGGUAACUCUUUCAUCAUUGGGGAGAGGAAAUAUUUCAUCAAUCACAAAAUUAAUUGUAAAACGAAGGCCAUAGUAUACGUAGCUUUUUGCCAAUGCUGCGCAGCUUUUUAUGUUGGUAAAACGGAUAGACGCUUCUGUGACCAUAUAUACCAACACAUCUACGCUAUCAACAAUAAGAAAAGCGACAACGCAUUGUCAAAACAUAUUCUUAACAGCGGCCACAGCUUUCUGUUUAUGGGCAUUGACCAUAUCAGCAUGGAUAUCAGAGGUGGCCCACAAUCUCUCAUUGUUGAGACCCGUGAGCUCGAAUGGCAACUCCAACUGGACGCCUUUUCAUUUCCUGGGCUAAACGAAAACUGUAAUAUUGCUGCUAUUCUUAAAUAUAAGAGCUACCUUAGAUAAUACUUUUUUACUCUUAGUGGCGUACCAACCUAUCCCAUUGGUCAACUCCAAGGACAGUGAAUAAUGUUGCAUAUAUUGCUUUGCUAGGGUUAAGCCCAUUGAAUGUUCUAUUCCAUCUAUAGUUUAAAGUAAUAGCAACUUUAACAUAUUGAUUUCCUUUGAUGUGUAGCUUUUUUCAUAUUGCUUGCUCCUGUUGGUGACCCGAUGCA
Messenger RNA from Protopterus annectens (West African lungfish), 1321 nucleotides. RefSeq lists its product as uncharacterized. The transcript is spliced from 2 exons. NCBI's taxonomy places the organism in Eukaryota, Metazoa, Chordata, Ceratodontiformes, Protopteridae. The coding region runs from base 198 to 1112 and encodes 304 amino acids. The record is from RefSeq and is a predicted model, not a curated record.